GGGAAACGGACAGGAAGGAGUUGAGUUUUUGCCGCGAAACAGUCACCGGGAGCAGCUGCGUGUGUGUGCACACAGAGAGUUUUCCUGUUGACCCAGAGAGAAAACCAGUCCGCAGUUAUCCAGACUCUCUGUCCUCCGGCCUGCUUCAGGAUGUCUGGCUUCGACGACCCGGGAGUGUACUACAGCGACAGCUUCGGAGGAGGAGAGGGGCCCGGCGCGGAUGAAGGCGGACAGAAGAGGACCCACAUCAAGAAGCGGUUCCGUGAGUUCCUCCGCCAGUUCAGAGUGGGGACCGACCGGACCGGGUUCACUUAUAAAUACAGAGAUGAGCUCAAGAGACACUACACCCUGGGGGAGUACUGGGUGGAGGUGGAGAUGGAGGACCUCGCCAGCUUUGACGAGGAUCUGUCGGACUGCCUCUACAAGCUGCCCACCGAGAACCUGCCGCUGCUGGAGGAAGCCGCUAAGGAUGUAGCCGAUGAAGUGACCCGUCCCCGACCGGUAGGGGAGGAGACGGUCCAGGAUAUCCAGGUCAUGCUGAAGAGCGACGCACAUCACACCUCCAUCCGCGGCCUCAAGUCCGAGCAGGUGUCUCGCCUGGUGAAGGUGCACGGCAUCAUCAUCUCGGCCACGGCUGUGAAGGCGAAGGCCACCAAGGUGUGUCUGCAGUGUCGCGGCUGCCGCGGCGUCAUCAACAACAUCCAGCUGCCUCCCGGCCUGCAGGGCUACGCUCUGCCGCGCAAGUGCAACAAUGAUAAUCCCGGAAGGGUGAAGUGUCCCGUGGAUCCUUACUUCAUCAUCCCCGACCGCUGCGCUUGCGUCGACUUCCAGACGCUCCGGCUGCAGGAGUCUCCAGACGCCGUGCCUCAUGGAGAGAUGCCGCGCCACCUGCAGCUCUACUCUGACCGGUACCUGUGUGACCGUGUGGUCCCAGGCAACAGAGUGACCAUCAUGGGUAUCUACUCCAUCAAGAAGGUGGCUGCUGCGAAGGCCAAAGGGAGAGAGAAGAGUGCCGGCGUGGGCAUUCGUGCGUCCUACCUGCGGGUGGUCGGCAUCCAGAUGGACACAGAAGGGGCAGGUCGUGGUGCCACUGGCUCAGUGUCUCCACAGGAAGAGGAGGAGCUGAGAGCUCUGGCUGCCACUCCUAACGUCUACGCCUCUCUGGCGCGCUCCUUGGCUCCGUCCAUCUACGGCAGCGACGAUCUGAAAAAGGCCAUCACCUGUCUGUUGUUCGGAGGCUCGAGGAAGAGGCUGCCCGAUGGUCUCACCCGCAGGGGGGACAUCAACCUGCUCAUGCUGGGAGAUCCAGGCACAGCCAAGUCUCAGCUGCUCAAGUUUGUGGAGAGAUGCUCGCCUAUCGGGGUUUACACCUCAGGUAAGGGCAGCAGUGCAGCUGGUCUGACUGCCUCCGUGUUGAGGGACCCCGCCACCCGUGGAUUCAUCAUGGAGGGAGGAGCCAUGGUGCUGGCCGACGGAGGAGUCGUCUGCAUCGACGAGUUCGACAAGAUGCGAGAGGACGACAGAGUGGCCAUCCACGAAGCCAUGGAGCAGCAGACCAUCUCCAUCGCCAAGGCCGGCAUCACCACCACCCUGAACUCCCGCUGCUCAGUGCUGGCUGCAGCUAACUCCGUGUUUGGCCGCUGGGACGACACAAAGGGGGAGGACAACAUCGACUUCAUGCCCACCAUUUUGUCCCGUUUUGAUAUGAUCUUCAUCAUUAAAGACCAACACGACCAGCAGAGGGACAUGACCCUGGCUCGCCACGUGAUGAACGUUCACCUGAGCGCUCAGACGCAGACGGAGGGCGUCGAGGGCGAGAUUCCGCUGGCCACCUUCAAGAAAUACAUCGCCUACGCCAGAGCUAAGUGUGGCCCUCGGCUGUCUGCUGCCGCUGCGGAGAAGCUGAAGAACAGAUACGUGGUGAUGAGGAGCGGAGCAAAGGAGCACGAAAGGGAGACGGACAAGAGGCCCUCCAUCCCCAUCACCGUCAGGCAGCUGGAGGCCAUCGUGCGUAUCGCGGAGUCGCUGGCCAAGAUGAAGCUGCAGGCCGUGGCCGGAGAGGAGGAGGUGGACGAGGCCCUCAGACUCUUCCAGGUCUCCACACUGGACGCCGCUCUGUCCGGCAGCCUCUCAGGAGUGGAGGGCUUCACUUCUGCGGAGGACCAGGAAAUGAUCUCGCGCAUUGAGAAGCAGAUGAAGAGACGCUUCGCCAUCGGCUCCCAGGUGUCCGAGCACAGCAUCGUCGGAGACUUCACCAAACAGAAAUAUCCGGAGCACGCCAUCUACAAAGUCCUCCACCUGAUGCUGAGGCGGGGCGAGCUGCAGCACCGCAUGCAGAGGAAAGUGCUCUACAGAGUCAAGUAGAGCCCACGGCGCUCCAGCAUGUAUACAUAUUGUCAUUGUAAAUAGUUUUUGGUCUGCUCCUUUUUGUGGCGCUCUGUGACAGCCGAUGGAAUCAUUUCUGAUCCAAGUCCUGGUGAAAACUGUUUGAUUGCUACAGGAUCUGGAUUUAGAGCUGAUUAAUGCAUCAGAAUUUAUACAAAAAAUGAUUUAGAAAAAAAAAACUGUUUAGGGUGUCUCUGUUACACAAAGAUGUUAUCACUUGUCCACAUGAUGUGUAAAGAAUUAAAGUAUUUGAAAUCCUC
Molecule: messenger RNA, 2645 nt
Organism: Acanthopagrus latus (yellowfin seabream)
Lineage: Eukaryota; Metazoa; Chordata; Actinopteri; Spariformes; Sparidae
Gene: mcm5
Product: minichromosome maintenance complex component 5
Exons: 16
Coding region: 151-2364 (737 amino acids)
Biological process (GO): DNA replication initiation; double-strand break repair via break-induced replication; DNA replication
Cellular component (GO): MCM complex; nucleus
Molecular function (GO): single-stranded DNA binding; ATP binding; single-stranded DNA helicase activity
Source: RefSeq, a predicted model, not a curated record